AUGCGGGCGAAGUGCGGGCACGCGGCGCGAAAAGGCACGGCCCGCGUGGGGCCGAUUCGGCGCGGCGUUUCCGACCCCCGCGGGUGCCAGAUUGCGAAUUCGCGCCACGGCAGUAUCGGCCAAAUUGCGACAUGGGCCGCAGAUUGUUGCUCGAGACUGAACGAAACCGACUUGUGGCCCUGCACCGUUCCAGGUCAAGACUGGUCGGCGGCGGUCUGGGUGGCGGAGGGGCGGGGAACAGGGCGCUUCCAGAACACCCCAGACUCUGCCGCGGUCGGGGCCAGCGUGUCGGCGUGCGCUGCUAGGGCGGCGCGGCCACGUCGAGGCUACACGGCGGUGCCGGUGGCGCACUAA
Molecule: messenger RNA, 354 nt
Organism: Trypanosoma rangeli
Lineage: Eukaryota; Euglenozoa; Kinetoplastea; Trypanosomatida; Trypanosomatidae
Exons: 1
Coding region: 1-354 (117 amino acids)
Source: RefSeq, a predicted model, not a curated record